Messenger RNA from Pleurotus ostreatus (oyster mushroom), 1656 nucleotides. RefSeq lists its product as uncharacterized. Gene Ontology annotation, molecular function: FAD binding. Bases 1 to 1656 code for a protein of 551 amino acids. Lineage: Eukaryota; Fungi; Basidiomycota; Agaricomycetes; Agaricales; Pleurotaceae. The transcript is spliced from 10 exons. The record is from RefSeq and is a predicted model, not a curated record.
AUGCAGUCACCCUCGAUCCUAGUCGUUGGAGCCGGGCCUGUAGGCCUUGUACUGGCGCUGUCUCUCGCAAAACAGGGAGUCAACGUCCGAAUAAUCGAGAAAGAAGCUAAACCGAAUGUUGGGCAGCGAGGCGCGGCUAUCCAGCCGCGAACGUUAGAGGCGCAUCAUUUUCUCGACGUUUUGCCUGACAUUCUGGAGAUUGCCUCUCCGGCGCCAUUGAUGAGGGCGUACCCAGUAGGGACCCCAAUCCCAUCCAAGACUUUUGACAUGCUCCGCAAGAACGCAGAACCUUCUGACCCCUUCCCUAUCACUAAAUUAAUAUUGCUUGGGUCGGACAGACAAUCGGAGAUCCUCACUUCUCAUUUGCGGAAGCAUGGAGUGACCGUUGACUACUCCGUCAGGCUGUCCUCAUUUGAGCAGUUCGCAGAUCAUGUUACCGCGAAGAUGUUACGUCUCAAGGAUGGUGCCGAGGAGAUGGAGACAGCUGACUUCGUGUACAUUGUUGGAGCGGACGGCGCGCAUAGUGUCGUACGCAAAGGGGCGGGGUUGGCCUUCGUGGGGGAGACGAGAGCAGAGCAUAUGGUAAUAGGCGAUAUACAUAUUUCUCGAGGCAUAAAAAAUAACUUUUGGCAUGUAUGGGGCGAAGGCCAUUCGAUGAUGCUAUCUCUUCGACCUGCUCAGAAAGAAAACCCUGACCUCUUCAACUUCAUCAUCACAGGAGUCAAUGCAGGCUUGCCUAGGCUGACGGAUCGAGAGAGCAUCAUGAAAUUUAUCAGCAGGGUAACUGGAGUGUCCGAUAUUGAAUAUGGCGAGCUUGAUUUCAUUUCGAAGUACACACCACAUUCUCGGAUGGCUACUUCGUUCCGUAAAGGCAGAGCAUUCAUUGCUGGAGAUGCUGCUCAUAUUCACAGCCCCACAGGCGCACAGGGCAUGAAUUCUGGCGUCCAAGACGCGUUUAAUCUUGGUUGGAAGCUAGCCCUCGUCAUCAAAGGCUUGGCUAAACCGGAACUUUUGGAUUCGUACGACGCGGAACGCCUUCCAGUAAUUGAAGGGAUGCUACAGAUCGCGCUGGACCUCCACACCCGGCUAUUCAAAGCAGGAACAGACCCUGCGGAUAUAUGGGACAGAGGCGGCUUGCAGGACCAGCUAGGCGUAAACUACAGAGAGACGCCCUACGUUUUUGAUGAACGCCAGAGUGCCCAAGCCAACUCGGCAAGGAACCCAUACGGACGAAGCGAAGCGUUGAGAGCCGGUGACCGAGCCCCCGACGCGUCGGCCUUGUUCAACAUGCAUGACGCAUCCAAAGCCAUGCGCCUAUUCGACUUAUUUUCCGUGGCAUGCCAUACGGUCCUCAUAUUUUCUGCACAGUGUGAUGGUGCCUUGCCCGUCGCCGAAGCGUUGAAAGAAUAUCCAGCUGAAACUAUACAGCGUGUCAUCAUCCUACCCAGCUCCGGCUCCGAAUCAUUCGACAUCGACUGUUUAGUCCUCAGGGAUAGCAUGCAUCACGCGAACUCGGCUUACGGAACUAAAUCUGGUGCAAUCACAGUCGCUGCCAUCAGGCCUGAUGGUGUGGUUGGUGCUAUUGCUACAAGUGUUGAGGGACUUCACCGGUACCUUGAGCAAUGCGUUGGUCUAAACAGAUUAAAGAGCAAAUAG